CAUUCACCAUGGCCAAUUUGUCUCCAAUAAUCUUGUUGUUGGCACUUUUCUCUCUCAUUUAUGGUAAUGCCAUAGCAAGCCACCAUGUUUACAGAAAUCUUCAGACUCAACAAUCUUCUGAUAGUUCCUCCAAUCAACCUUACAGAACUGCUUAUCACUUUCAACCUCCAAAGAAUUGGAUCAAUGAUCCUAAUGGACCAAUGAGAUACAAAGGACUAUACCAUCUAUUCUAUCAAUACAAUCCCAAAGGUUCUGUUUGGGGCAACAUUGUGUGGGCCCACUCUGUAUCAAAGGAUCUUGUGAAUUGGAUCCCACUUGAUGCUGCCAUCUUCCCAUCUCAGCCGUCAGAUAUCAAUGGAUGCUGGUCAGGAUCAGCCACAAUGCUCCCUGGGGGCAAACCUGUCAUUUUAUACACUGGAAUUGACCCAAACAACCACCAAGUCCAAAACUUAGCCUUUCCUAAGAAUUUCUCUGACCCAUUUCUUAGGGAAUGGAUCAAGUCACCAAAAAACCCACUAAUGGCACCAACUGUUGCUAAUAAGAUAAAUUCAACCUCAUUUAGGGAUCCUACUACUGCAUGGAAAGGAAAAGAUGGGUAUUGGAGGGUGUUGAUUGGAAACAAAGUAAACAGUGUGGGAAGGGCAAUUUUGUACAAAAGUAAAGAUUUUGUUAACUGGGUUGAAGCUAAACAGCCCCUACAUUCAGCCCAAGGGACUGGAAUGUGGGAGUGUCCUGAUUUCUUUCCUGUUCUUAAUAAUGGCCCAAUUAACGUUGGUCUUGAUACAUCUGUGGAUGGUGAUCAUGUUAGGCACGUGUUAAAGGUUAGUUUGGAUGAUAAGAAGCAUGAUUACUAUUUGAUUGGUACUUAUGAUGCUUCCCAGGAUGUUUUUACUCCGGAUAAUGGGUUCGAGGAUAAUAGUCAACCUGUGUUGAGAUAUGAUUAUGGUAAGUAUUAUGCAUCAAAAACUAUUUUUGAUGAUGGGAAGAACAGAAGGGUGUUGUUUGGUUGGGUUAACGAAUCCUCAAGUCAAAACGAUGAUAUCAAGAAAGGAUGGUCUGGAAUUCAUACUAUUCCAAGAUCUAUCUGGCUUCAUAAAUCCGGAAAACAGUUGAUUCAAUGGCCGGUCCAAGAAAUUGAAAAUCUACGUGUGAACCCUGUAAACUGGCCCACCAGAUUGCUCAAAGGUGGUGAACUCCUUCAAGUUAAUGGAAUCACUGCAGUACAGGCUGAUGUUGAAAUUUCAUUCCAAGUGAGGGAGUUUCAAAAGGCAGAAGUAUUGAAGAAUUGGGCAGAUCCUCAGAUUCUGUGUGGUAUGAAGGGGGCAGGAGUAAAAGGUGGUAUUGGACCCUUUGGUCUGCUAGUUUUGGCUUCAAAAGAUUUGCAAGAGAGCACAGCAGUGUUCUUUAGAAUAUUUAGAUACCAAAACAAGAACUUGGUGCUCAUGUGUAGUGAUCAAAGCAGGUCUUCGCUCAAUAAAGAGAAUGACAUGACCCCAUUUGGGACUUUUGUUGAUGUGGACCCUCUUCACGAGAACCUCUCACUAAGAACUUUGAUUGAUCACUCAGUAGUGGAGAGUUUUGGAGGAGAAGGAAAGGCAUGCAUCACAUCUAGAGUUUAUCCCACCUUGGCGAUCAAUGAGAAGGCACAAUUGUAUGCUUUCAAUAAUGGAACUUCAUCUGUUAGGAUCACCAGAUUGAGUGCUUGGAGCAUGAAGAAAGCAAAUAUCAAUGGAAAUUAAUUAAGUGUAGAAAACCCAUUCUUCAAGUAUUGUUUAUUAGUUAAUUGUUGUAUUGUAACAAUAAUAAUGCCAUUACAUAUGUUUGCAAGAAAUCAAAUAAUGAGUAAGGAAUACGUUUAUUUUUUGUACCAA
Messenger RNA from Arachis stenosperma, 1871 nucleotides. RefSeq names its product beta-fructofuranosidase, cell wall isozyme-like. The transcript is spliced from 7 exons. Bases 9 to 1739 code for a protein of 576 amino acids. NCBI's taxonomy places the organism in Eukaryota, Viridiplantae, Streptophyta, Magnoliopsida, Fabales, Fabaceae. Gene Ontology annotation, molecular function: hydrolase activity, hydrolyzing O-glycosyl compounds. Gene Ontology annotation, biological process: carbohydrate metabolic process. The record is from RefSeq and is a predicted model, not a curated record.